AUGGAAGAUUCAGGUCCUAGUAUAGUAAAUUCACUAUUAGAAGAAAUUUAUUAUCAACAAAGUGGUCAUAGAGGUUGGAAAUGCAAUUAUUGUAAUGAUGGAAAUUUACAUGCAUCAGAUCUAAAUAUGAAUACACAUAUAGCUCUAAUUUGUCAAAGUGUUCCACUUGAUAUUAAACAAGAUUGCUUACGAAAUUUUCCAGCACCAAAUAAAAGAAAAAAUAUUGUACAUGAUAUUGCUAGUGGUUCACAACCACAAAUAAAUAGUAAAUUUCAAAGUGUUAAUACAAUGAAUACUAGUCAAGAACAAUUAUGUCAUAGAGCAUUGACACAAUUUUUUAUAUGCUGUGAAAUUCCUUUUUGGAUUAUCGAAACUAAUAAAAUUGAAAAAGUUUUAGUAGAUAUUGGUGUUACUAAAUUUGGCACUAUUGUAUCUGAUGGUGCUUCAGUGAUAUCACUUGCAAAAAAAAAAAAAAUUGGUAGUAAAUUAGCAAGUGCAAAUGUAUUAGCAACACAAAUUAAAAAAUAUGAUGCAUUUGAGCCACCAUAUCAUUAUACUUUUGUAGAAGAAGUUGAAUCUGCACAAACUUGGUGGCAUGAAUGUAAAGCUCCAAAUCAUUAUUUGCAAAAACUUGCAUUGCACUUAUUAGCAAUUAUUCCACAUAGUGCAAAUUAUGAAGAACUUGAUGCUGAUUAUAUUUCUGAUACUGAAGACUUAGAUGAUCUUUUACAAUUAAGUGAUGAAAAUUUAGAUAUCAAAGAAGUAUUUGAUUUUAGUACAUUUUCGGAUGAAAGAACAAAUGAAAAAACAAAUGAAAAAACUAAUAAUAAUCCGGAACCUGAGGGUGAUGAAUUUAAUUAUGAUAUUGAGGAAGUUAUUGCAUCUGUAACUAAUGAGUAA
Molecule: messenger RNA, 900 nt
Organism: Dentiscutata erythropus
Lineage: Eukaryota; Fungi; Glomeromycota; Glomeromycetes; Diversisporales; Gigasporaceae
Source: the annotation of a GenBank genome assembly